Molecule: messenger RNA, 5262 nt
Organism: Cyphellophora europaea CBS 101466
Lineage: Eukaryota; Fungi; Ascomycota; Eurotiomycetes; Chaetothyriales; Cyphellophoraceae
Exons: 2
Coding region: 1-5262 (1753 amino acids)
Biological process (GO): regulation of ARF protein signal transduction
Molecular function (GO): guanyl-nucleotide exchange factor activity
Source: RefSeq, a predicted model, not a curated record
AUGGCCGAACAAAUAGAUCCGCUCGCGCGAGCACCGCGGCCGGAAGACCGCGCCUACAGCACAGAAGUCACAUCCCCGGACUUCAUCGAGCCCUUUGAUUUCCCCCGUCGCGCCUCGCUCGGCCGUCCCGUCAUCGCCAUCGACCCAGUCGCCCUCAUCACUACAGAAUGCAUCACCAUAACCUCCGCCAUGCGGAAGAACGCCCGCUGGGCCCAAUCCUCCAUCUCCACUAUCCUUGGAGGCGGUGCAAGCAAGGAGAAGGAAAAGGAUAUUUUACGUUCCUCCUCCCAGCGCGCGAAGCAGGGCGGCCGCUUGAGUAUCCCGGAUCCCACCAGUCGGGCCGCCACACCGAACCGAGGAGGGGAUGGUGCUCCCGACGAUGAGGACACGAGCCUCGCCAGCAGAUGGGGUCUGCGGGGCAAGAAGGGCAAGAGCAUGGCCGACAACCCUCUCCUCUCGGCCUUUGCUCGCCUGCGCAGAGAUCUGGCGGGGUGUCGAGACAUCUCGACUGUCGAUGCGCCCGAGCUGCUGCAUCCUUUCCUGCAGGUCAUCAGGUCAUCUUCGACCAGCGCCGCGAUUACAAGUCUCGCCGUCAUCUCGAUUACCAAAUUCUUCGCCUACAAUAUUAUCACCGUGCAGAGCCCCCGGAUCUCCCUGGCGAUGCACCUGCUCAGCGCCGCCAUCACGCACUGCCGCUUUGAGGCUAGCGACACGUCGGCUGACGAGGUGGUCUUGUUGCGCAUCCUCAGGCUGAUGGAGAGCAUUAUGACGAGGGCCGAAGGUCAGCUGUUAGGGGAUGAGAGUAUCUGUGAGAUGAUGAGCACGGGUCUCAGCAUGUGCUGCCAGGCGAGGCUGAGUGAGGUGCUGCGCCGCAGCGCGGAGAUGGCUAUGGUCACGAUGUGUCAGGUAGUGUUUGGCCGUUUGAAGGAGCUGAAGGUGGAGGAGCCGAUUCCGAAGACCAGGAGCAGAUCCACCACGCUUGCUAGCGUGGCGGCCACAGAAGAUCUAAAGAUUGAUCCGCCCAUGAUUGGCAGCGUCAUGGGGAAUGGCGCGGGUCAAGAGCGGCCCAGUGUGGAAGGUGGUGAGAAUCGCGAGUCGCUGGAGCCACCCGCCUCGACGGAGAGGCCGACCUCUUCCCUGGAACAGCUGCAGCCGGUGCAGUCAGCCGGCAACACGGGCGAGGAGAUCAAGCCUUAUGCCCUGCCGUCCAUCAAGGAGCUUUUUCGAGUGUUGAUAGAUCUGCUGGACCCUCACAACAAGACGCAUUCGGACCCGAUGCGCAUUAUGGCUCUCAGAAUCAUUGACGUCGCGCUUGAGGUGGCGGGGCCAGCUAUUGCUCGCCAGCCGGCGCUUGCAGAGUUGGUUCAGGACCCGUUAUGCAGGCAUCUGUUCCAGCUUGUCCGGUCAGACAAUAUGCUGCUGCUCAACAACUCCUUGAGGGUGGCCGGCACGCUGUUGACGACGUGUCGGCAUCUCUUGAAGUUGCAGCAGGAGCUGUUCCUCUCCUAUCUGGUGUCGUGUCUUCAUGUCCGGGUUGAUAUCCCCCAAGAGGCUGGCAUUGACCCUUCGUUGUACGAGGGAGUGCCACAAUCACCCAAGCUGGUGAAGCCCGCAGCCUCACAGCCAAAUAGUGGGCGUUCGACACCAGUACCAGUCAAGGAGCGUCAGAAGCUUGGUCUAGAAGGGGGUGCUAGACGGCCGGAGGCGAGGGAAGCCAUGGUCGAAAACAUCGGCACGCUGAUACGCAUUCCUACUUUCAUGGUGGAACUCUUCGUCAACUAUGACUGUAAUGUGGACAGACAGGAUCUGUGCGAGGACAUGGUCGGCCUGCUUUCGAGGAAUGCUUUCCCUGAUGCCGCAACUUGGAGCACCACCAGCGUACCGCCGCUGUGCCUGGACUCGCUGUUGAGCUUCAUACAGUUCAUGGCUGAUCGUCUGCACCACAGAACGCCAGAGAACGGAAAGGAACAGCUGGAGAGAUUGCGGGCUCAGCGCGUGCGAAAGAAGAUCAUCAAGAGUGGCGCCGCCAAAUUCAACGACGAUCCAAAGGCAGGCGUGGCUUUCCUCGUGAAGAACGGCAUCAUCAAGAGUCCAGACGAUCCGUUACAGGUUGCUCAAUUCCUUCGUGGGACAUCCCACAUCUCCAAAAAGGUGCUGGGCGACUUCAUUACCAAGAAGAACAAUGAGCCUCUACUUAAAGCCUUCAUCGGGCUUUUCGACUUCAAUGACAAGCGCAUAGACGAGGCCCUUCGGGAUAUGCUGGGUUCUUUCCGCCUUCCUGGCGAGUCGGCUUUGAUCGAGAGGAUCAUCAAUAUCUUCACAGACAGGUACUGCUCCGCGAACGGGACAGAAGAUAUUGCGGACCAGGAUGCCGCCUAUGUCCUGACCUACGCCAUCAUCAUGCUCAACACCGAUCUGUACAAUCCCAACGCUUCCAAGAAUCAGAAACGCAUGACGCCCGAGGACUUUGCAAAGAAUCUCCGUGGCGUUAACAGUGGCAUGGACUUUGCGCCGGAGUAUCUUCAGGAGAUCUAUGAUGGUAUCAAAGAGAACGAGAUCAUCCUGCCAGAUGAACACGAUAACAAGCACGCAUUCGAUUACGCAUGGAAGGAGCUGCUGCAGAAGACCCACGAUGCAGGUGAUCUGGAGCUAUGUCAAACCAACGCCUUUGAUGCGGAGAUGUUCCAUGCGACGUGGAAGCCGAUCAUUGCCACCCUCAAUUACGUCUUCAUGUCGGCAUCGGAUGACGCUGUCUUUUCCCGAGUUGUGGUUGGCUUCGACCAGUGCGCCCAGCUUGCUGCACGGUACGAUGUCACGGAAGCCUUUGACCGCAUUAUCUAUAGUCUGAGUCAGAUCACCGGUCUGGCCGCUGAGAUUCCACCUAGUACCUCGCUCAACACGGAGGUGCAAGUAGGGAAGAGGCGCAUCAUGGUCUCUGAACUCGCCGUGCGGCUGGGCAGGGACUUCCGCGCGCAGCUUUCGACAGUGCUGUUGUUCAGAACCUUGACGGGACAUGAGUUCGCUGUGGGUGAGACCUGGAUUUACAUUGUGCGCAUUCUGCGGAAUCUGUUCGUCAACUCUCUUGUGACACUGCCCAAGAUUGAGAACAGUCGAAUGGCUCGGCUAGAGCCUAUACCCCUUCAGCCGCCCUCACAGAUUAUUGAUCGGGACGGCAAGUUAGGCGACAGUGGGAUCUUCUCGACCUUCACGUCUUACCUAUCCAGCUAUGCAGCAGAUGACCCUCCAGAGCCAUCCGAGGAGGAACUCGAGAACACUCUAAGCUCUGUCGACUGUGUCAAAGCGUGUCAACCAGCGAUGGUGAUCACGCAUAUGUUUAAGCUUCCAGCGGAGCAAACGAAGCUGCUAGUCAACGCCCUUCUGUCGCAUAUCGAAGACUCCUCACCUGUAGUGACAGUCAAGCCGGAGAGACCUAUGCCCGUGACUGCCCGUGUCAAUGGCCAUCGACAGACAUCCGGACCUCGGUACGAUCCAGGCAAUAUCUUCCUGCUCGAGUUUGCCACUAUCCUCUCGAUCCGUGAUGAAGAUACAAUGGCAGCGACAGGUGAACGGUUGGCAGGCACGCUGCACAACCACGUAAGGGAUGCAUCGAAUCUCCAUCCUGUUGCGGCGGCAAGAGUGGUGCGGUACCUACUGGAUAUGCUGCGCCAUGGAUAUACCCACGACUUCAUUCGCGCUCCCGUUGUUCUGCAUAGCCUCAACAGCUUCGACGAUGCCGUUCUCGAGCACACCUCAUCUUCCCUAGUGGCUGGUCUGGCUGCCUGCAUUUCGUCGCCAGCACCUCUCCGUAACGAAAUCACCAACUCCCCUGACUUCUGGUCCAUUCUCCAGCGACUUCACCAGCACAAAACCGAGGCUGAGCCCGUGUUCAACGUGCUUGCCAGCCUUGCCUCAGUUCAGCCCACCGCCAUCACAGCAGACAAUUACGAAGCCACAGUCAACCUCGCGAAUGACUUCGCCACUGCUGGUCGCAUCGGCGCUCCGGUCCCGCCGAAUCGGGAGGCCCAGAGAAGAGGCGCGCGUCAGCCUCCCGCGAAAGCCAAGCCCGAGGACAACGUCGUCGUUCAGCGGGCUCUUCACGCAAUCACACUGAUCUACAACCUCACUGUUCUCACCCCAUCCUUGAUCGCGCAGUCUCACCUCGAACACAAUGAAGCCUGGGCCGCAUACUGGUCCCCUAUCUUCCGCUCCCUAUGCAGCCAGAGCAUCAACCCCUGCCGCGAGGUGCGGCACCGCGCCAUGACGGCACUGCAGCGCGUGCUGCUUUCAGAGGACCUUGCAGGUGCGAACCGAUCUAAGACCGCCAAGGAGGACCACAAAGUGGAUGAGGAACCUGAAGAGCAGCAUCAAGAGUGGACGGCCAUCUUCACCGAAGUGCUCUUCCCCUUGAUCCUCCGACUGCUCAAGCCCGAAGUCUAUCAGCUAGAUCCACAGGGCAUGGGCGACACCCGCGUGCAGGCCGCCACGCUGUUAUGCAAGAUCUUCCUGCGCUACCUGGACCCGCUGGCCGCGCUGCCGCCACUGGUGAUCGAGAAGAGCGACGGUGCGAGCCCCGAGGCCACGCCGCAGAAGACAGGGGCUGCAACCUCGACGGCCACAAGCGGCGGUGCCGACACCGGCGCGGAGGCGACGCUAGCUUCGUCUGAGUCGGCGUCAGCAGCAGCGCCGGCAGGUCCUGCUGAAGGCAAAGCCACGACGACGACAACAACAACAACAACGGAGCAAAAGAACUGGCUCGUGCUGACGUGGGCACGCACGCUGGGCUUGCUGGAUCGCAUGCUCAACAGCGGCGUGGGCGCGCGCGAGCAGGAGGUCAUGCUCGAGGCCGUCACUGAAGGCGUCAAGAAUUGUCUGUUGGUCAUGGCUGGUGGUGGCUAUUUGGUGCCGCCACCAACAUCAGGAGGCGCCGACAAUAAUGGCGGUGGUGAUGCGGGUGGUGAGGGUGUUAGAGAGCAGCUGUGGCGCGAGACGGCGAGGAGGGUUGAGCGCGUCGUGCCGGGGUUGUUGGCGGAAUUGUUCCCGGCCCCACCGCCGCCACCGCCGCAGGAGAAGGAGAAGGAGGGAUUGGCGGUUGGGGUUUCCGAAAAGGGGGCGGUGGCUGAGGGGCAAGCGGAAAUGGAGGUGGAAGGUGAGACGCAUGUAGGAGAUAGGCCUGGCGGGGGCGGAGUCGUCGAGGGCGGGGAGAAAGAGGACACUGCUUCCGCUACUACUGCUGCUGAAUCGACGGGGGAGGAAGGGGUGUAA